AUGUUUACACAAUCUUAUCAAUGGCAACAAACAAAUACACAAUGUGAUCAAACUUUUAUUGGAAAUCAAACACGAAAAAUUCCUAGUGACAUUGGUACACUUGAAUGCGCAACUAAUUUAUCUUCAUGUGAAAAUUAUACAGCAUUAGAUGUGAAUGGAUAUUGUACUGAUUAUAGCAAAAUUAUGGAUACAAGUUCGAGCCAAAUAUCAAAUAUUGAAACUAUUGCAAUGGAUUCGAAAUUUUGUGUAGCUUAUCAAAAUUUAACAUGGCCAGGCAUUAUUUCAUCUGUUUAUGGUUUUGAUCAGUAUCUGGACAAUGCAACAUGGUCACUUGGUUGUUGUGUUGAUUUAACAAUACGAGAUGAUGGUUUUAUUAAUACAGCACCAGUCGCAGCAGUUAUUUCACCUAUUUAUGUACUAUCUAAUACGAUAAGUACUAUUAGUAUUCCUGUUGCAGAUGCCGAUGGUGAUAUUUUACGUUGUCGUUGGGCAAGUAAUGAUUCAAUAUUUGAUGAAUGUGGUGAUAUUUGUGGAGAAAUUCCCGGAAGUAUACUUUAUGAAGAAAAUUGUACACUUGUCUUUGACAGUACAGGAAAAUCUUCCGGAGAUUAUUAUGCUAUAGCAUUGAUGGUUGAAGAUUUUUAUAAUGAUUCAAAUAGUACAGCAUUAAGUAGUAUUUCUAUACAAUUUUUAAUUCAUAUUAUUAAUGAAUCAUCAUGUGAUUUCAAACCAGUCAUUGCUUUAAAUUCAUCAAGAAAUUUAACUUUAGAAGUUGGAACAAACUACUCAUUUACUUUUACAAUCAGCACAAACUGUUCCAAUGUAUCAAUUGUUGAUUAUUUUCGAUCUCCUUUAUUAAAUGUGAUUAAAACUAAUUUAACAUUUGAUUCAAUUGAUGAUCUUUGGACUAUUACUGAAAUAUGGAUGCCAACAGUAGAACAAAUUGGUUUACAGAUUUAUUGUGCUGUAGCAAUUGAUAGUGUUUCAAUUCAAUCAGAUUUUUAUUGUUUAAAAUUUAUUGUAAAUUCAACUUAUGGAGGAGAGGAAGAUGAUGGAUACAGUUUGAUUAGUACUGCCACAACUGAUAAAACAACAACAACUUCUACUGCAACGACAUCGACAUCGACCACUGCAACAACAUCGACAUCGACCACUGCAACUAGUUCAACAAGCACAUCAAGCACAUCGACGACCAGUUCAAGCAGUACAUCAGGUACAUCAACUUCAUCAACAAGUACUUCUACAACGUCGACAACGUCUACCUCAACAACGACAACAGCAACCUCGACUACAACCACUUCCAAAACAACUAUAACGACAACUACAACUCAAGAGCCUGCAACUAUUAUAGUACUCAUUUCAACGAAAGAUAAUUCCGGAUUAUUAGGACUAGGAUUGGGACUUGGUCUACCUCUUGGCUUAGCAUUUAUAGCUUUAACUGCAUAUGGCUUGUAUCGUGGACCAGCUGCACUGCUAGGCUUCAAUUCACAUUAUAAAUUUUUCAAUCGUCCAACCAGUUCAAUCAAUCAAGUCGGUUCGGUUCAAGAAUUUACUGAUACUAUAGAUGAUGAUGCUAGUAUUAAUUCCGGAUAUCAUCAUGAAGAAACUAAUGAAAUUAUAACAAAGAAACAAACCAAUAUCCAAAAUCAAAAUCUUAACAAUUCACAAUCAUUAGCGAUCGAUAGUCAAUCCAACACUCCUUGCCAUACGGAUCCACCAUCAAACAAACAAACAUCAUCAUCAUCAUCAUCAACAAAGGAACUAUUACUUCCAAAAGGAAAUUCUUUCACUACUGUCUCAAUAUCUGAUUUUGAGCUUAAUAAUUUGGAUAAAACACCAUCAUCACCAAUUCAACCUUUACUUCCACCGCCAUUGUCUCCUUCAUCUUCAUUAGUCAAUGAAACUGUUCGACAAACACGAACAGUUCCAUUAAAAGCGAAUUUCACACAAUCAAAUGGUUCUGUUCUUCUCAAUGCUUAUUCUGAUCAAGAAAAAGAUAAAUUCACUACUAUUCAUGAACUCAUUUAA
This is a messenger RNA of Adineta ricciae, 2028 nucleotides long. Lineage: Eukaryota; Metazoa; Rotifera; Eurotatoria; Adinetida; Adinetidae. The record is from the annotation of a GenBank genome assembly.